AUGGAAAACGAAAAGGGUCAAUUAGUCGAAUUAUACAUUCCAAGAAAAUGUUCUGCUACCAACAGAAUUAUUAAGGCCAAGGACCAUGCUUCUGUUCAAAUCAACAUUGCCAAGGUUGAUGAAGAAGGUCGUGCUAUCCCAGGUGAAUACAUCACUUAUGCUUUAUCCGGUUACGUUAGAUCCAGAGGUGAAGCUGAUGACUCUUUGAACAGAUUAGCUCAAACUGAUGGUUUAUUAAAAAAUGUCUGGUCUUACUCCCGUUAA
This is a messenger RNA of Saccharomycodes ludwigii, 264 nucleotides long. Its product is annotated as 40S ribosomal protein eS21. The record is from RefSeq and is a predicted model, not a curated record. Gene Ontology annotation, cellular component: ribosome; cytosolic small ribosomal subunit. Gene Ontology annotation, molecular function: structural constituent of ribosome. Gene Ontology annotation, biological process: endonucleolytic cleavage to generate mature 3'-end of SSU-rRNA from (SSU-rRNA, 5.8S rRNA, LSU-rRNA); endonucleolytic cleavage in ITS1 to separate SSU-rRNA from 5.8S rRNA and LSU-rRNA from tricistronic rRNA transcript (SSU-rRNA, 5.8S rRNA, LSU-rRNA); translation. Bases 1 to 264 code for a protein of 87 amino acids. The transcript is spliced from 2 exons. NCBI's taxonomy places the organism in Eukaryota, Fungi, Ascomycota, Saccharomycetes, Saccharomycodales, Saccharomycodaceae.